This is a messenger RNA of Nematostella vectensis (starlet sea anemone), 1550 nucleotides long. RefSeq names its product A-kinase-interacting protein 1. NCBI's taxonomy places the organism in Eukaryota, Metazoa, Cnidaria, Anthozoa, Actiniaria, Edwardsiidae. Gene Ontology annotation, cellular component: nucleoplasm. The transcript is spliced from 6 exons. Gene Ontology annotation, biological process: regulation of non-canonical NF-kappaB signal transduction. The coding region runs from base 17 to 748 and encodes 243 amino acids. The record is from RefSeq and is a predicted model, not a curated record.
CACUCUUCGUUCGACGAUGUUGAGUCGAAUGGUUUAUAAAUGUCAGAUGUCAGCGGCUAUUUACAAGUGGACCGCAACAUUUUUUGGGGGUGAGGGGGCUUACAAGCCAUGGAGGUUUAUACAAAAGCGGCAAUACCUUACGCCCCCUACCCCUACUUGGUCAAAUGUUUGCUCGAAUGGCGUCUCCCGCGCUUUAGUUGGCGCGUAUUUAUUGUGUUUCUUCUGGCGACCUUCUUGGAGCUCUUGUUCGAUCUCCCUUCAUCCAGUGCGGUUAAGGAUGCAUUCACAGGAUUCAGAUGACUGGGUUAGCUGUACCAUGUGUCGCUCAGGACGACAGAGUGUCAUGACUCUAAACCGUGCUGCUCAAAGGAGAAUAUCAUGGCCUGACCCUUCUAUGCAGCCUUUCCAACAUUCUGAGGAACCAAGAGUACACACUACUAUAGACGAUGCGUUUGACACAGUUUUACAAUACAUGAAUGUGACGACAAGGCAGUGCCGGAGAUACUACAGAUGUAGAACUCCUGAUCAGUGCAACCUUUCAGACAUAGACCACAUCCGGAGGUUUCACAAACCCGGAUACAGUUCCAGACCACACAGAAACCCACUCCAAAAAUCAGAAGAAGUUCAUGUGGAGGUUGCACCUGGAAGCUACGCAGUCACUGCAGGACGUUGGGGUGCACAAAGAGACCACACCCAUAUUGUAAGGGUGGAGCCUGGACAAACGGUGGACAUGAUGUUUGCUGUAUAAUGUAGAUGACUGAACAUUUUUUUAAGUCAGAUGUAAAGUUUAUACAAUAAGAACAAAUUUAGUUUUUUUUAUGCUUCAUAAACCAUGUGAAAUCUUUCAAAGGCCAUAUGAUUUUCUUUUGCAUGAUUAUCAUCAUAAUUAUCAUCAUGACCGUUAAUAAUGUCUCCUUAUUAGCAUCUUUCAUACCACAACCACCACACACUCGUUGAACUCAUCAUCAUCAUUGCCAUCAUCAUCGUAUUAUCAUAAAUAAUGUACUCCUUUUAGCAUCUACCAUGCCACAACAACCACACAUUCAUCAUCAUCAUUCAUCUUCGUUUUCAUCAUUGUAUCAUGGUAAAUAAUGUCCUAUUAGGAUAAGCAUACCAAAACCACUGCACACUUGUUUAACUCAUUAUCAUCAUUCAUCGUCAUAGCGUCAUUUUCAUCAUCGCAUCAUCAUAAAUGAUGUCCCCAUAUUAGCAUUUACCAAACCACAACAACCACACUCCUGUUAAACUCAUCAUCAUCAUCACCAUUAGCAUCAUCAUCAUCGCCAUCAUCAUUGUAGUCAUCAUCAUUUUCCUCAUCAUAUCAUCAGAAAUAUAUUUUUUUCUAUUAGAGUCUACCAUACCCAAACCACCACACUCCCAUUGUACUCACUCGUCAUCAUCAUCAUUGUUGACAUCAACAGUUUGUUUAAUCGUCAGUUGUACACUGAAUAAGUUCUUUUAUCGACUUUUCUUAGACAUUGAAUAUUUUUGUAACUUUUCCCAAUUAUGAUUAAACACCAGAGACCAAUAAAUAAACGCUUAAAAAUAAA